UGAUUUUCAUCAUUUACUUCGAGCCCGUCGAGCAGAUAUCUGUCCUUCACGCAGGAUCAUUUAUGGUUCAUUCGUCACUUGUUGGAUUAUUUUGUGUUCAGACUGGGAUCAUUUUAAUCUUCGUGGAUUUCUUGCUGUUUUCUAACUAAUGGAGGAGAAAAAACAAGAACUGAAAGAUUCUCCGUUUUCUAUCAAGAAUCUGCUGAACGCUCCUGACAAACCCAAACCCGUCCGGAGCGCUCACAUGAAUCUCUCCAGAGUUCCCGAGAUCAGUUUCGUGAGGUUCGGCUCCUGGUGUCGCGCGCCUGGACACCCGAGCACACCCUCAGAUCGGAUGAGUCGAAGCUCGACAGAAGCGCUGAGAUCAGACCCGGAUGAUCCGGAUCCUAAAGAAGAUGAGGAUGAGGAGGAGAGCGAUUCAGACGAGCAGAAGAGAGAAAACCUCUCAGAGAAGAAAGCCUGUCGAAAGAAGAAGACCAGGACCGUGUUCUCGCGCUCUCAGGUGUUUCAGCUCGAGUCCACGUUCGACUUGAAACGGUACCUGAGCAGCUCGGAACGGGCCGGACUCGCAGCGUCGCUCCAUCUCACCGAGACUCAGGUGAAAAUCUGGUUCCAGAACCGGCGGAAUAAGUGGAAGAGACAGAUCGCCGCGGAGCUCGAGGCCGCGAACCUCAGUCACGCGCAGAGAAUCGUGCGCGUGCCCAUCCUGUAUCACGAGCACUCGGAGACCCCGCGAGCUGCGGGUCUCGCGCUCACGCACGCACUUUAUUACCCGCAUCCCUUGAUCAGACCGGUCUGAUGAUGUUCUGUUAUCCGUCACUCUGAAUCAUAAAAGAUGAAAGAAAGUCGCCCGUGAACCCAAAGACAUCGACCUGCUGCUGCACGCGCGGGACUGAUGUGCGUUCAGUAAAGUGUUUGUAAACUUAUUGCGACUGCUUUGAUUAUCUUUAUUAGUGCUGGUAAUUGCCCUUAUACACAUGCACUAUAUUCUUUAUAGGCUAGGCCUACCUAUUUUGUCAUGAAGAGUGUUUCGUCGUCGUCUCAGAAAAAGUAAAUAAAUAUUCUCGUUGUUCUGUGGUUUCAUCUGUUCUCUUUUAAAGAAAUGUUUGUUUUUAUAAUGUGAGAAUUGUAGUGUUCGUAUUUCAAGUAUUUGCAGCUCUCCGAUGCAUUUCAGAGUUUUUAUAUUGUUUGAAUUUAUUUCUCAGUGUGAAUGUUUGAAAUGAUGAAUUAUAUUUCUGACUGUGAUUUUUACAGAGACAUGUCUUUAUUGACAAAUAAAUGAAACGUGAAUGUGCAUUGUUUCAGUUUGAGGAGGGUUACAGAACAGCGCUUAAAAACGUUGUUUCUCUAAUGUAACUGUUAGGUUUCUCUAUAGAAUUAUGUUUCUUUGUGUAUUUUUGUCUUCUCCUAAAUCUACAAACGUAGGCUAUUGUAACUGUUAUAACGGAGUUUUUUUGUUUUGUUCUUUUACUGAUUCAAAUUCACAGUGCAAGUCGUGAUUUAUUGACAAUUCUGACCAAAUUUAGCGUGUAGCUCUAACCUUAACAAUUAAAACAUGAAUUUUACAUAUUUUAUUUUUAAAUGUUUGUCUUUUACUGUUUUAUUUGAUUGUAUUGAUUAUUUAUUUGAUAUCAUUGUAGGCCCAUUGACUUAUCAAUAGACAAUUAUUUGUCCUUGAAAAAAAUUGAAAUGAAAAAUAAAAAUA
Messenger RNA from Triplophysa rosa, 1705 nucleotides. It is a transcript of the gene hmx3b, whose product is annotated as H6 family homeobox 3b. Gene Ontology annotation, molecular function: RNA polymerase II transcription regulatory region sequence-specific DNA binding; DNA-binding transcription factor activity, RNA polymerase II-specific. The transcript is spliced from 2 exons. Gene Ontology annotation, cellular component: nucleus. Bases 149 to 799 code for a protein of 216 amino acids. Gene Ontology annotation, biological process: regulation of transcription by RNA polymerase II. Lineage: Eukaryota; Metazoa; Chordata; Actinopteri; Cypriniformes; Nemacheilidae. The record is from RefSeq and is a predicted model, not a curated record.